GUAUAUGUAUACACCCUUUGUGGGCGCAGAACAAUAUGGCCGUCGUGCUGCGAGCAUUCGUGUUACGUGGUUACGAAAUAUCAGUAUUUUAAACAGCUUAUUUGGUGGAGUUUCCUUGUGGCAUAUAAGGCAAAUUGGUGAUACGUGUAUAUGCGAAUAUUGUGAUUUAUUGCGAAUGUCGAUGCUGAAAUGAAUCUUAGGCGCGGCAUGUAUGGCGCCGCGCGAAAUCUACGCGAUAGGAAAUCGCAGCUCGUUCCGUACGGGCUCCGCGUUAAUACUAUCACGGAUUAAUAAUCAAUGGCUAUAUUUGAGAAGAAAUAUACAAAUAAGGUGCUCCUAGAUGACACGGAGAAGCUCACAAGCGUCAUUGAAAAUGCCAGGAAUAUCGACGGGCACACGGAAUAUGUGAUCAGGACACAAAGAGGUCCACUGCCAAAGAAAUCGUGGCGAGUUAGCAGACGUUACAAUGACUUUGUCCAGCUUAAUGGGGCUCUCUCAAUAUCAGGCAUCAAUCUGCCACUGCCCCCAAAAAGAAUUAUUGGCAAUAUGGAGCCAGACUUUAUAGCUCAACGGCAAAUAGCUCUGCAGGUCCGUUGGAUUCAUAAAAAUUAUCUAAACGUAUUACUAAUGAAUCCCAUACUGGCGUCAUCGCUGCCCAUGAAAAAGUUUCUGGAUCCUGAAAACUACACGGCACCAUUGCACGAAAUCGCCCUGCAACAGGUGUCAUUGGCACUGCGUAGUGAUGCCAACUUCGAAGUAGGAAAGGCCAUUCCUGAUAUGGGAUGGCGGUUAAGGAAACAUUACUACACUGUAAAAAAUCGUCAGAAUCCUAAGCAGGAACUUUUGCUCGCUUGGGUUGAGUUCGGUCCUGACAAGCAUCUGCAGGACAAAGAUAUCCAGGGUGUGUUCAAGAGCUUGGGAUCUCUACGGCAUCCGCAUAUCGAGCCCAUCGUCCAUCAGCAUGUCACCGAUAAUGGAGCUUUGAUGAUCAGGAACUUCUACGCGGAAGGUACAUUGCGUGAUGUCCUCUGUCACACCAAGCCCAAGCAGCCCUUCAUCAAGAAAUAUGGGAAUCCAAAGCAGACAAAAUCUCUUACCAUUUCUGAGAUUGUUAAUUAUGCCUACCAAAUUCUCCAGGCUUUAGGCUUUCUACAUGAGAAGGGAUUGCCUUACGGUCAUCUGCACACAGGAAAUGUUGUCAUUACAUCGAACGGUGCAAAGUUAUUAGACGUGGAGAAUGGACUCUUGGGACUGCCGGCUUUUUAUCGCCCAUAUGUGGUGCAAAGACGGAAGCUACACGCAACGACUCAAGUAGAUGUUUACGCCUUCGGGCACGUGCUUUACGAGAUGUCUUUUGGACGACCCUUACUAGAAGCUACAUGUUCAGAUUUACCCAAUUGUGAUUCUAAUCUAAAGAAUCUUCUCGAAGUCAUUUUGUCGCCGGAGGCAUUGAAACAGGAUUUACCAACAGUUGCCCGACUCCUGGAGCAUCCAUUCUUCGAAUUAAGUCGGCGCGCGCCUAUUAGCGUUGGUUUGCUCGAAAAACCGCACUGUAAGCUAAGCAGUCAUCUAAAAGAGGCUCUGUUAGAAGCGAUCAACAAAGCAGAGUCGAGGUUACGUGAUGAGCAGAAGGUUGCACGGCAUCAAAAGAGACUGGUUAAGGUUCAGGAGAUGAUGAGUUCGGAGGAAGAGAUGAAGAAACGCAAGCAAAAAUUGAAAAAGGAGCAGAAAUUGGCCCAAGAGCAAAGAACAUCCAAUCAGCUGGGUACGAAUGGAACAAAGCAAAUGAAUGGAAAAAGUCCGGAGCGUUCGGACAGUCCUACGAGUACAUCAACAGCUACGAGCGUUGGGACGCUGACACCGCCGUCUCAUGAACAUGAAAGUUGCUUUGUUCGAAGGGUCGACGGAAUUGCAAAGCAAAACUGCGGCACCACCACCACCGCCACCGCCCCCAAUGCUGGCGAAUGUAUCUACAUCAUCAUCGACGACUGGCACUUCCAAGAGCAUACCAAAAUCCGCGAACGAGCGUACUGCUUUAUUAGGAAGCAUCUGUAACUUUGAUAAAACUAACCUUCGCAAGGUCACCAAUGGAAACCACUAGGAUACCUCUAAGAGGAUACUGUUGCCAUAUCAACUGAGACUAUGCGUUCACUCUUUGUACAAGUUCUCUAGAACUACCCGGAGUAGACUUCUAGUUUUCAUUGGAGCUUCAGGUGAAUUUUGUGAAUCUUUAUAUAAUAUAACAUGGACAGAGUCAUGCAACUGCAUGGUGAUGUCUUAUCUGAGUAAUCGCAAAUGGAGUAGGCGUAUACGGUAUUAUAUUUCAACCAAUGAAGGUCGAGAUUAAAAAUCUGACAAAAGAAAGCAAAGAAGCUGAUGAGGAGUAAAAGGCUAUAACCUCCUGUAUAUAGGUAGCCACUAAAGAGGAAUGUUUAAUAACACGGGUAGGCAACGUGAGAUAAAGAAUUUAAGAAAUGAAAUCAUAUCUUGUUUAUGGCUGUAAUAUACAUAUGUCUAUUUAGUAUUGGACCGAGUCAGGGGAUAUCAAUGAUUACGUAACGCUUGUGAAAAGAAAGACACACUUAGAGGAUAUUCUGCUUUAAACUCCUCUUUUGUUUAAGCGAAUGAUUCCUUAGUUAAUUAUUUAUUCACUGUGCUGCAUUCCCCUUUCGGCCUAAGAGAACAUAUUUAUACAUACAUAUGCAUAUAUUAUAAGAUAAAGUCCAAUUAUCUACGUUAAAAUUCUUUAAUACGCUAUCAGUCUCUUUACAUGCGUAUUAUAUAACAACAAAAUAUACAAGAUGCAACAGUAAAAAAUAGAUAAAUAACAUCAUUAAAACUAACAAUGACCUGAUGAAUUCAUCGUUACCUUAAGACCUUCUAUUGGGUCUUGACAGAUGAUUAGCUGACAGUACCGCGGAAGGCGAUAAUGUUAGUAAUAAAAUAGGUAAAACAAAAAAAAAGUGAUAAUGUCGUAGAAUCCUGAUUUUUGUGUCUAUUAGGAUUUUAUUAAGCCACCAUGAACCUUCGUUACGUGAUUGUUACACAUAAAGUAUAAUAAAUCAUGUGCUUGCCAGGAUUAGAAAUCCGUGCACACCAAGGAGAGAUUCGUGCCAAUACAUCAUGCUUGCCGAUUAUUUAAUCAUUCGGCUCUCGUUGUUUAAAAGUAUGAUAAAAAUGAAAGUACACAGUACACGUACUUGAUAGUAUUAGGUAUGAUAAUUUCUAAUAUGACAAGCUACUGUAAUGUGCUGCUUGCUGUACAUCUUGUUUGUGAAUAUCUACGAAAAAAAGAAUGAACAAAGAGACAAAUAUAACAAAAUUAAACUGUGUAA
This is a messenger RNA of Cephus cinctus (wheat stem sawfly), 3335 nucleotides long. Its product is annotated as PX domain-containing protein kinase-like protein. Gene Ontology annotation, cellular component: early endosome; late endosome; extrinsic component of endosome membrane. Gene Ontology annotation, molecular function: actin binding; protein kinase activity; ATP binding. Bases 298 to 2055 code for a protein of 585 amino acids. Gene Ontology annotation, biological process: protein targeting to lysosome; protein phosphorylation; endosome to lysosome transport. The record is from RefSeq and is a predicted model, not a curated record. The transcript has 8 exons. Lineage: Eukaryota; Metazoa; Arthropoda; Insecta; Hymenoptera; Cephidae.